AUGAACAAGGAUAACCAGAGUACUGUGUCUGAAUUCAUCCUCCUGGGGCUCCCUAUCAGGCUGGAAGAGCAGAACAUAUACUAUGCCCUAUUCCUCAUCAUAUACCUGACCACAGUGCUGGGGAACCUGCUCAUCAUCCUGCUCAUCAGGCUGGACUCCCGCCUCCACACGCCCAUGUACUUCUUCCUCAGCCACUUGGCUCUCACCGACAUCAAUUUCUCAUCAGUCACAGCCCCAAAGAUGCUCAUGAAUAUGCUGACCCACAGUCAAUCUAUCUCUUAUGCUGCGUGCAUUUCCCAAGCAUAUUUUUUCAUAUUGUUUGCGGAUAUUGACAGCUUCCUUCUCACCUCAAUGGCCUAUGACAGGUAUGUGGCCAUCUGUCACCCCCUGCACUACUCCACCAUCAUGAGUCGGAACCUCUGUCUCCUGCUAGUAAUUGUGUCCUGGGGGUUAUCCGUUGCCAAUGCCCUUGUGCAUACCAUUCUACUAUCCUUCCUUAUGAUAGGAGGUAAUCAGAGUGGUGCACCUGAAUUCAUCCUCCAGGGGCUCCCCAUCAGGUUGGAAGAUUGGAAGAUGUAUUAUGCCCUGUUCCUGGUCAUGUACCUGACCACAGUGCUGGGGAACCUGCUCAUCAUCCUGCUCAUCAGGCUGGACUCCCGCCUCCACACACCCAUGUACUUCUUACUCAGCCACCUGGCGCUCACCGACAUCUCUUUCUCAUCAGUCACAGCCCCAAAGAUGCUCAUGAAUAUGUUGAUUCAUAGUCAAUCCAUCUCUUAUACUGACUGCAUUUCUCAGGUAUAUUUCUUUUUAUUGUUUGCGGGUCUUGACAACCUCCUUAUCACCUCAAUGGCUUAUGACAGAUAUGUGGCCAUCUGUCACCCCCUACACUACACCACCAUUAUGAGCCAGAGACUUUGCUUGUGCCUAGUAAUUGUGCCCUGGAUCUUAUCCUCUGCCAAUGCUCUUCUGCACACCCUCCUCCUAACCCAUCUCUCUUUCUUUAGAAAUAACACCCUCCACCACUUCUUUUGUGAUCUCACUACCUUACUUAAGCUAUCUAGUUCAGACACUACUGUCAAUGAGCUGGCCAUUCUCACUGUAGGAAUGGUGUACACUGUUCUGCCAUUCAUGUGCAUUCUGGUGUCUUAUGGCCACAUUGGAGCAACCAUCUUGAGAGCUUCCUCAAUUAAGAGUAUCUGCAAAGCCUUGUCCACAUGUGGUUCUCACCUCUGUGUUGUUUCCCUCUACUAUGGAACAAUUAUUGGGCUCUAUUUUUUUCCCUCAUCCAAUAACACUAAUGACAAGGAUGUAAUUGUGGCUGUGUUAUACACUGUGGUUACACCCAUGCUGAAUCCCUUUAUUUACAGUCUAAGGAAUCAGGAGAUAAAAGGAGCUCUUGGAAAUAUCCUUAGUAGAGGAACAUUUUCACUGUAG
Messenger RNA from Octodon degus (degu), 1437 nucleotides. Its product is annotated as olfactory receptor 50-like. Lineage: Eukaryota; Metazoa; Chordata; Mammalia; Rodentia; Octodontidae. The record is from RefSeq and is a predicted model, not a curated record. Gene Ontology annotation, molecular function: olfactory receptor activity; G protein-coupled receptor activity. Gene Ontology annotation, biological process: G protein-coupled receptor signaling pathway. The transcript has 2 exons. The coding region runs from base 1 to 1437 and encodes 478 amino acids. Gene Ontology annotation, cellular component: membrane.